Messenger RNA from Polistes dominula (European paper wasp), 1880 nucleotides. RefSeq names its product de-etiolated protein 1 abo (gene abo). The record is from RefSeq and is a predicted model, not a curated record. Gene Ontology annotation, cellular component: nucleus; cullin-RING ubiquitin ligase complex. NCBI's taxonomy places the organism in Eukaryota, Metazoa, Arthropoda, Insecta, Hymenoptera, Vespidae. Gene Ontology annotation, biological process: protein ubiquitination; positive regulation of proteasomal ubiquitin-dependent protein catabolic process. Gene Ontology annotation, molecular function: ubiquitin protein ligase binding; ubiquitin-like ligase-substrate adaptor activity.
UAUGUAUACUUUUUGGAAUUAUAUAGAAUGGCCGAAGAAAAUGGUAAAAUCGAAUUUGUGACAGAACCUUUUCCCAUUAAACCUCGCAAAUUUGGACCACAAAAUAUUGUUGUACGACUUAGAAGAAGAGAAACAUUUGGUUGUCCAUAUCCUGGAACUCAUGUUCAUAAUGCUAGACAAUUUUAUCAAAAUGUAUUUCCAAAUUUUACAAUUAUGAAUGUGGAAAAGCCACCAUGUUUUCUUAGAAAAUUCAGUCCAGAUGGAAAAUAUUUGAUAGCUUUUAGUGCAGAUCAAACGUCUAUAGAAGUUUAUGAAUAUCGCGGAGCAUCUGCAGCAGCAGAUCUUUUAGCUGAUAUUAAAGGAGAAUAUAUAGGACAUAAAAAUAAUGAUGUUAACAUUAAUAUAAGAUCCAAUGUUUUCAAUCGAUUUUUCAAGGCUAAAUGGACGAUUAAUGUAGUUCAAUGCAACCAGCAAUUAAACAGAGAAUGUAGUUUAUUUACGGAUGAUUGUCGUUAUGUUAUUGUGGGUUCUGCAGCACAUAUUCCUGAUGAACUCAGGCCUCAUUUUUAUCAAAUCUAUUCAAAUAAUGAAGCAUUAACACCUAAUCCGAGAUCUCCACUUGAGGAUUAUACUUUGCAUCUAGUAGACAUACGAGAUGGAAAAUUAUGUCAUACUAGACAUUUCAAAUUUGAUAAGAUAUAUUUAUCUCAUAAUCAAGGUCUUUAUUUAUACAAAGAUGUUCUGGCUGUGUUAUCUGUGCAACACCAAACAAUACAUGUAUUUAAAAUUCUUAAUGGAAUGUUUAUUUAUAUUAAAUUAAUAGGAAGAUUUUGUAUGGGAGAUGAAACUUAUUUAUUUUCAUUUGGUGCAUGGCGUGGUGUAAAUUAUAGAUCAUUUAGGGAUACUAGAAUAAACAGCCUUAAACACAAAUUGUUAGUAUUUUUAUAUAGAAGGGCAGAAUAUAUAAGUGCUACAACUAAUAACCCAUAUGAAUUAAGACGAUUUUAUCAAUAUUUUGAUCAGUUGAAUGCAUUAAGAAUGUGGAAAAUGCAAUUAUUGGAUGCAAAUCAUAUACUUAUAAGAUUUGCUAGUGAAGAAGUUGCAACUCUUCAGGCAAAUGAACCAAAUGCACAACCAGCUCUCCUUGUUGUAUAUAAUAUGGAAACUGCUAAAAUUUUGGCUGUAUAUGAUAAUGCAUCUACUCAAUUGCUGACCCAAUUUGAAAACUUCAGUGAUUUUUUUAGAAAUGCUAGAAUGAGUACAGAUUGCCAAUACAUGUGUUCUCCGUCAAAUAAUAUUUAUGCUCGAUUAAUGCAACAGAGGUUCAAACAGACAAUAGUAAGUGCCAGGUAUGGUGGAAUUACAGAAGCUACGAAAAGGUUACUUGCACAAUUACCAAUUUGCGCUCAGUCUUAUUCAAGUUCUCCAUACCUUGAUUUAUCUUUAUUCUGUUACGAUGACAAAUGGGUAUCUAUGAUGGAACGACCCAAAGCUUCCGGAGAACAUCCUAUUCGGUUUUAUGCUCGUGAUUCGGGUCUUUUGAAAUUCAAAAUGUAUGCAGGAAUGUUUGGUCGCACAGCACCAACUGCAGCAAGAAGAUUAGUAGCAUUUAUUUUUCAUCCAACAGAUCCAUUUGCUAUAUCAGUUCAACGUACUAAUUCUGAAUACAUUGUUAGUUUUCAUAUAAGGCAUAUCUGAAUAAUGUAUAACAAUAUUGUUGUGUUAUACCAAGCUACUUAAAGUACUUUUGUAUACAAGAACAAAAAUGUUUGAUAUAUAUAUAUAGGUAAGAUAUAAAUGUAAAUAGAAAAUUCUUUACACCUAAAGUUUUUAUACAAAACAAUAAGGACUCAAUAUUUAAUGCCAUCAUUAAUUUAAGA